AGCAUAAAAUGGAAAGCAGGAACGUUGGCGACCGGCGUUAACGUAAAAGUUUGAAAGAGGAUGAGGUUCCACCGGCAGGUGCUAGCAAUUAGAGAGUGGAGCAGAGGACAGAGAACUGUGAGCCAUGGGUUGUGGAUUUUUUUCUCUCGACAUUUUCACUAAAAAUUAAAAUAAAUAAAAUAUAUUUGUGUAUUUUGGUACCUAUUGCUAUAUGACAUCAAAAUCAAUAUAGUGUAUUAAAGGUGUGUCGAUUGCAAUUAUGUGAGGUGUGUCAGAAAUCCCGAAUUCAAGUUUUUUGUACCAACGAAACAUGGAUCUCUCACAAUAUUUCCGAGCCAAGGUGUGUCAGUUGACACACCUUGCUAAUGCAUGGGUCCGCCCCUAACUACUAGCCAUAGAGAUUGUGUAGCAAUCAAUACUGUUAGAAAAUCGCAGGACACAAAUCUGAAUGUGCAUUUUCUUCGUGGUUUGAAUGGGAACUAUUCUAUUCCAAGGCCACAACUGAUGUUUAGUGACCCUUUACCCACUAUGGAUCAAGUAUUUUAUCGCAUGGCACAACAUAAAAGACAGUGUUAUGGUAAUCAAGUUGAUAAGGGCGGUAUGGUAGAAUCAAUUGCUCUAGCAUUGUAGUCCGUGGUGUCAGGGCACCAGAAUAUCAGCAGACUAGACCAGACUGGAACCCUUCCUUUGCAUCUAGUAGAGGGAGAGGCAGAGGUCGUGGAAGGUUUUGAGGAUCACGACCAUUCUGUACUUACUACAAAAUGCAAGGAUCACACUGAAGAAACAUGUUACCAUAAGCAUGGUUGACCACCUGGUAUGACUCCUAAAAGUGGCAGAGGUGUUGGAUCAAGUAAUCCACGAAAUGCUAAUCAGUGACGACAUAGAAUCCCUGUGAUGGUUUAAUUCAUACAAACUUGACUCACAUUGAAAUUAGGAAUAAUCAGCUCAGACUAGUGAAUUUCACCAACGUCACAAUGUCAGGUCCGGUUAAUAUAACGACCACAAACGGACUGACGUCAUAAUAUGUAUAAGCUUUUUUCUCUAGAAAAGAAAGUUCGUAACAGUAGCGCGCAGGCCAGCUGCACCAUUAUCCGCCAGGUUCUCCACACAUAGACGGGCAAACGGAAAAGUUCGUCCUCUUCUCCUUGACUCGGCUUUCUCCCAACUCCCGGCUGCUGCUGCUGAAUCCGCGAAUCUCCGGUGCGCAGCCAUGUCGUCGAUCGCAAGAUUGAGGCCAGCUCUUCUUCUACUUUUAUUGCAAUUCUGUCUCUCGGUUCUAUCUCCUGCGCUUGCUAUCUCAACUGGGUCAGUCGAUGGUCACACCAUCAAUGGCCGAAUUAAGAUCCCGGUAGCAAUUGGUGCUCUUGGGAAAAUAUCAAAUGUCAAAGUGAUAUUGAAUGGUGGACAAAAUGUUACCUUUCUGAGACCUGACGGAUACUUCUCAUUCCAUAAUGUUCCAGCAGGGACACAUUUGAUUGAAGUUUCAGCAACUGGCUAUUUCUUUUCUCCGGUCCGAGUUGAUGUUAGUGCCAGAUUCCCGGGCAAGGUUCAGGCAGCAUUGACUGAGAACAGAAGAGGUCUGACUGAGUUGGUGUGGGAGCCAUUAAGGGAAGAAUAUUACUACGAGAUUAGAGAACCCUUCUCCAUAAUGUCACUAGUCAAAAGCCCCAUGGGACUCAUGAUAGGAUUUAUGCUAGUUGUGGUGUUCUUGAUGCCCAAAUUGAUGGAGAACAUGGAUCCUGAAGAAAUGCAGCGAGCACAAGAGGAAAUGAGGAGCCAAGGCGUUCCCUCUCUGGCGAACUUUUUGCAGCCAGCUGCUACUGCUAGGAGUGGUUAGAGAUUUUACUAUUGACUGAGUUCAAUCAUUUUGGUUCCAAUUCGGCGCUGGUUGAUCCCAAAGUCAACUAUUAUACGAAAAGUAUGUAUCCCAUAGCGUUGCGAAAAUUUCAGUCACUGGGAAUGCAAGAAACUAUAGAAUAGCGUAGUUCAAAUCUUCAAAUGAGUGUUCUGUUUCUGUAAGGAAUACCAGCCCCUAUUCUAAUGUUGCACGAGAGAGAUUUAGUGUAAGAAAGUUGAGUAUAAUCGUGGCAUGUUGGAUGGGUACAGUAGAAGUUGAAGAUGAUUGAAUUCCUUGUUAACCUAAAGGUACUUUUGUAAACAAACAUACCAGUCACGA
This is a messenger RNA of Linum trigynum, 2176 nucleotides long. NCBI's taxonomy places the organism in Eukaryota, Viridiplantae, Streptophyta, Magnoliopsida, Malpighiales, Linaceae. The record is from the annotation of a GenBank genome assembly.